This is a messenger RNA of Capsella rubella, 993 nucleotides long. RefSeq lists its product as uncharacterized. The record is from RefSeq and is a predicted model, not a curated record. NCBI's taxonomy places the organism in Eukaryota, Viridiplantae, Streptophyta, Magnoliopsida, Brassicales, Brassicaceae. The coding region runs from base 213 to 812 and encodes 199 amino acids. The transcript has a single exon.
CUUCGCACCCAUUCAUAAAAAAGGAAAGACGCAAUCUUUUCUUGUCUCUCUCUCUUUCUUCUUCUCAUUCUUCAACCAAAUCUUAAAGCUUUCCUCUUUCACUUUCUUUUAUCCCUUUGACCCCAUUUAUAUAAUCCAAUCUCAAAAGACUCCAUCUUUCGAUAUAAAAAUCCAACAUUUUUGCGGAUUUGUGUUUUAGGGUUCUUCCUUGUAUGAUUUUGAUUCCCAUAAAGGUUCGAUCAGUUUUCUCAUAUCUCUUGUUGCUGAGUUUGAUCCAAUCGAUCGACAAACCAAACCCAGAAGCCAUGAGAGUCCACCCAAUUCCCAGAAACCUCAACAACACUUUGAUCCAUCACCAUCUUCGUAACCCGACCCGAGAGCCCGGGAAGAAUCUCCGGCGAUUGCCACAUAUCUUCAACCGUGUUCUGGAGCUUCCAUUGAGGUCAGAGGCAGAUGUCUCUGUGGAAGAGAGACAAGACUGUUUUCGAUUCGUGGCGGAGACGGUAGGUCUCUGUGACGGCGACGGUGAAAUGAGGGCUUAUAUGGUUGAGAUUCAUCCGGGUAUUACCAAAAUCGUGGUGAGGACAAAUGAGUCUUCGUCUUUGGGUUUGUCUUUAGACGAGUUAGAGCUUGACGUGUGGCGUUUUAGGCUACCGGAAUCAACUAGGCCUGAGCUUGUUACUGUGGCUUGCGUUGAUGGUGCUUUGAUUGUUACGGUGCCUAAGAAUGCAGAAGAAGAAGUUGAUGAUGAUGGUGGUGGUGGAGAUUUUGGACAAGGUAUGGGUAGUGGAAGGCUAGUGCUUGUUCAGUGAAUCAAGUAAUGUCCUUUAUGUAAUGUUAUGAUGAUACACUCUUGGAAUGUUUUCUGAGUUCUUUAUCACGAAACGUGAGAGAAGACAAAUCUCUAAUCUUCCUCGUUUCUACGAUAUUGUGUAGCCUUGUGUUUUAUUGUUGGCAAUUUAGUUCUAAAUAAAAGAAAGAUUGGAUCUUUGA